UGCUUUUAUCGGAACGAAACUGGACAUUGGUUACUGCUGAAAGUCGGUGAAAUCGGCUAUAAUGGUUUGAUAAAACAUGUUUGUGACCGAUACACCGAUUCACCGGGUAUCGUGCAAUAUUAUGCUGCUGUUCGUGAUGACAUUCCGCACAAAAGUCCUCCGAAUAAAGGCAGAAAUAAGAAUCUCCCAGAUCCGAUCGAUAAUCGUCUCAAGAAAACGCCAAUUCGUUGGUGGCACGCAAAUGCAGCUCAUUUCAUCGAAAACNGCAGAUGA
Molecule: messenger RNA, 273 nt
Organism: Anisakis simplex (herring worm)
Lineage: Eukaryota; Metazoa; Nematoda; Chromadorea; Rhabditida; Anisakidae
Source: the annotation of a GenBank genome assembly